UCCACCAACCUCCUCCUCCAUCCGCCUGGUUCCCAGCUCCAGCUCCCGCUCAGCCCAGCCCAGCUGGCCAUCCCUGUGGCACACUCAGCCCCGGGGACCCUAAGGAGAGCAGACAGAUGUCCGCAGGCAUGGGGACAGUAGACGGUGGUGAGGCGGACCCUGGGACCCCACAGCCCACCCACAUCCACGUGCACAUCCACCAGGAGUCAGCUCUGGCCACGCUCCUGAUACGUGGGUGCUCCCUGCUUCGGUCCCCUGCCCCUGGUGCCACCUCCCAGACCUGGGGCAGAAGCCGGCUGCUGGUGGCAUCCUGGGUGGUGCAGAUCGUACUGGGGGUGUUGAGUGGAGUUCUGGGGAGCUUCCUCCAAAUCUUCUAUGGCUGCACCUUGUGUGGCUCAGGAACUGCCCUCUGGACAGGGGCUGUGGCUGUGCUGGCUGGAGCUGUCGCCUUCAUUUACGAGAAACGGGGUGGCAUCUACUGGGCCUUGCUGAGGACCCUGCUCGCCCUGGCAGCUUUCUCCAUGGCCAUUGCCGCCAUCGUCAUUGGGGCUCGUAAUUUCUAUGAGCACCGCUUUUAUUUUAGAGACUAUAUCUGUCAUGUCUCCUCGACGGCCUGGUCCCAGGCCACCACGCCCCCUAGCACCCCAAGUCCAGAAGAAGCCAGAAGGAUGCACCUGUGCCUCUCCUACCUGAGCAUGCUGAAGGCCCUGUUCAUAAGCUUUCCGGUCAUGCUGUUGGGUGUCUGGGUUCUGCUGCUUCUGGCAUCUCUGGUGCCCCUGUGUCUAUACUGCUGGAGAAGGUCCAGAUGUAAGAAGGAAACAGACCAGAAGAAACUGCUGGAAGUGAGUGAAAUCUAGCUCUGCUUCUCCUGAGUGCUCAUGCCUGGACUCUUUCUGGACUGGGCGUCCCUGUCUCUGGCUCCUGGGAGAAGGACCGGGCUGGGGAAAAGGGACCCUGCACUAGCUCUAGUUAUCCUUCCUUCCCCCUCCCCCACCCCUGCCAUGGCCAAGCACUGCCACGGCCCCCUCCACCAAUCAUCACACCACUCUUGCCCAUUUCUGGCUCACCUUUCACACUCCCGCCCUGCUUCACGGCCCCUCAUGAGCAGUGAUGACAAUAAGCUGUCCUGUUGUUUCUCCCAGCUUCUUGCUUAGUUAUUCCAGGGAAUUUCUCUUGGCUGGGCAAGGCAGAGGAGGAUGAGCCAACACAAUCCUACAAUGCUCCUCCAUCUCCCAACCUCCCACCUGGGUCAGGAGUUGCCGGCCUUGAAAGUAAACUCUCUUGGAGGCUGGUUCUGGGACUGGAGGUCCAAAUGCCUGCGCACCAAGGGUGAAGGGGGCAGGGACUCUGAGCCCCUCUCCCUGAAAUUCAGAUUUAAGAGACUGAACGCUGGGCAAACUGAGAAUUGGAUUUUUUUUUUUUUUGGCUGUUUGGAAAUAGUAAGAAAUAGAUAAUAUAACGCCAAAAUGCAGUCACUUUGGAAAUAUUUCGUGAAAAACAGACGAUGACAUAGGAACCCUGAAUACGUCCCAUGAAAAAGUACCCACGACUGCGAGACACGCCACGAAUCAUGUAUGUUUAAGGUCGUGGCUACCUUGAAUAGGCCCCAAGAGAAGUAGGAGCAUGAAUUCAGAGGGCUGAGUCUUGAAAUUAGUAUCAUGUCCGCAAGCAUGCACACACUCAGUGCUCCACUGGAAGGAUCCGCAGGACUCCACACAGGGUUGUACACGGUGGCCACACAGUAACACUGUUCAAAGGUGGACUUUGAGACCAGAAAACGAAGAGGCCACUCCAUAAAGUUUACACACAGUUUGAUUCAGGCUCACGUACUGACGGGCGGUCCACGGCAGCUACAGAGUUACUCUCUGCAAAGUCCAGACAUCAGUCCUCAGAUUUUGUAGAGCGACCACACAUGAAGAAGGGCGCUGUCGUGAGAUCAAAGGGUUCACAUGCACAUCAGACAGCUUGCGUGCUCCUAAUUGACAGCGACCCUUCAUUUGGACCUUGUGGCACUCCUGUGCAUCAGGAAGGGGAAAGACUAUGUUAUCUCUAACAGAUGGGGGGCUCCCUAUCCCGACCUUGGCUGGCAUUUCUAUCUAGCAAACAUGAACAAGAUGGGGGGCCAAGGACGAAGCAGUAUUGUCAGCUCUGCUACAAACACAUAGGCAGUGUUUCUGCUCAAGGAAGCCCACUGAAGACUCAGAGCCCAGGGUUUUUACUGGAAGCUCUCAAAUAAAAUACAUAAAAAAAAUCUUUAAACACAUCAGAGUAAAAUUUCAGACCAAGAGAAUGUAUUAAAAGCAGUCAAUGGCAGCAUUAUAUCACAUCCUUCCUGGCAAGGAAUGAGUAGAUUAAAGGGGUACGAGGUCUUUGUGUUGUUUGGAAAAGAAGUAAAGAUGUUGCUUAUA
Leptonychotes weddellii (Weddell seal) is the source of this 2408-nucleotide messenger RNA. It is a transcript of the gene TMEM176A, whose product is annotated as transmembrane protein 176A. NCBI's taxonomy places the organism in Eukaryota, Metazoa, Chordata, Mammalia, Carnivora, Phocidae. The record is from RefSeq and is a predicted model, not a curated record. Gene Ontology annotation, cellular component: membrane.